GGCGGCGGGCGACUUCCGGCAAUAAGCCUCCGCUCCGCCGUCAGGUGGGGACCGAGGGCGUCUGCGCUCCGGGCGGGGACUGAGGCGGCGCGCGCUCCAGGUGGGGACGGUGACCACCUCCCCAGCCGUCCCCGCGCCAGGAGAACUAUGCCAUUUUUGGGUCAGGACUGGAGAUCUCCUGGAUGGAGCUGGAUUAAGACAGAAGAUGGCUGGAAGAGAUGUGAAUCCUGGAGUCGGGACCUGGAAAGAGAGACUAACCCGCGUACUAUCAGUCACAGCAUUAUCUUAAAUAGUGACGAUGAAGAAAUAUUCAGUAAUGAAGAGCAGGAAUACACAUCCAAAAAGAGGAAAAAGGAUCAUUUUAGAAAUGAUACAGAUACUCAAUGUUUUUAUCGUGAGAAAUGGAUCUAUGUUCAUAAAGAAAGCACGAGAGAAAGGCACGGCUAUUGUACUUUGGGAGAGGCUUUUAAUCGCUUAGACUUCUCAAGUGCAAUUCAGGAUAUUCGAAGGUUCACCUACGUGGUCAAACUCCUGCAGCUAAUUGCGAAAUCCCAGUUAACGUCGCUGAGCGGCGUGGCGCAGAAGAAUUACUUCAACAUUUUGGACAAAAUCGUCCGGAAGGUCCUCGACGACCACCAGAACCCCCGCCUCAUCAAGGACCUCCUGCAGGACCUGAGCUCCACCCUGUGCAUCCUCAUCCGGGGCGUCGGGAAGUCGGUGCUGGUGGGAAACAUCAACAUCUGGAUCUGCCGUCUGGAGACCAUCCUCCACUGGCAGCAGCAGCUGCAGAACCUGCAGGUCACUAAGGUGAACGACGGCCUCACGCUCAGUGACCUCCCUUUGCACAUGCUCAACAACAUCCUGUACAGACUCUCCGAUGGCUGGGACAUCGUCACACUAGGCCAGGUGACCCCGACGCUGUCCAUGCUCAGCGAGGACAGGCAUCUGUGGAAGAAACUCUGUCAGUACCACUUUGCCGAGAAGCAGUUCUGCAGACAUCUGAUCCUGUCGGAGAAGGGCCACGUGGAGUGGAAGCUGAUGUACUUCGCGCUCCAGAAGCACUACCCGCCCCGGGAGCAGUAUGGGGACACCCUGCACUUCUGCCGACACUGCAGCAUCCUCUUCUGGAAGGACUGCCGCCUUGCUUUGUUGUUCAAGGACUCGGGGCAUCCCUGCACCGCCACCGACCCCGACAGUUGCUUCAUGCCUGUGUCUCCACAGCACUUCAUCGACCUGUUCAAGUUCUGAGGGCGCCCGCCCGCCUCCCGCCCUCCCGGUGGGAGGGGUUCACCGCGCUGUGCCGUCGCCGGGGAGCGACCUGAACGCGGACAACACACUCCCCCCUCCCCGCCUGGACAUGGCAGGGGCCUUGGUUUGUUGUGAAAGGGGUCGGGGAACCCAAGCAAAAUCAUUCCUGCUUUCUCUAAAAGUCCUCUUCAUCUAAGCCCAUUAAGGUUUGCACCUUUGCGUGUUUAUAAAUAUGGUUCAGUAAGAUUCUGGAUUUUUAGCACCACGUCUGUGCCAGACUGACACUAACAGCUAAUGCUGUGCUUAAUUGUCAAACCAUAGCUUCCUGAUUUUGUAGCAAUUAGGGGCAGGGGACAGAACAGUUGAUCCUUGUAAAUACGGGCGCAGAAUAUUUAUUUUUCUUAAUAUGUAUCUUAACUGCAUCAGUUGUGUCCAAGGGAGUCCUUGUCGAAUGCGAAGUGCGCCGAGGGUGCUGUGUGGCACCGUUGUGUCCGUGGUCAGUCUGUGGCCAGCCACGGUGUGGGUGGUGGGACCGCCCAGCGCAGCCUCCCCUUCACUGUCCUGGAAGUGCUUUCCUAGACAAAGUAAUAAAUCGUCUUUAUCGACUCAUCUGACUUCACUGAUUUUGCAUCUUCCUGAAAAAGUAGUGUCUGUGGUUUUGAUAUCGUUGAUUUAAUCCUUUAAAAGGUUGUUUUAUUUUUAAAAUAAUGCAUGUCUAUUUUAGAUGAUUUUGAAAAUAAAGGUGUUAUGAAAUAUACAAGUCCCCCGUCACCCUGCCCCCCGAGACCACUGUUCCUGCUACAAAGAGCGGUUCCCACCCCCGCGCUGUGGGAGAGCGGUGUGAACCCCCGAAAGUCACUGCUCCAUCCUCCUCUAAUGUUUUCUUCUUCUAAGCAUAUUAAGAUGGCUUGCGGUUUUGCGUGUUUGUAAAUAAAGAUUCUGGCUUUUCAGUGUCGCUGUCUGUGCUGACCUGGUGCUGAGGGCCA
This is a messenger RNA of Neomonachus schauinslandi (Hawaiian monk seal), 2234 nucleotides long. RefSeq names its product F-box protein 25 (gene FBXO25). The transcript is spliced from 11 exons. Gene Ontology annotation, molecular function: protein binding. Bases 148 to 1248 code for a protein of 366 amino acids. Gene Ontology annotation, biological process: protein ubiquitination. NCBI's taxonomy places the organism in Eukaryota, Metazoa, Chordata, Mammalia, Carnivora, Phocidae. The record is from RefSeq and is a predicted model, not a curated record. Gene Ontology annotation, cellular component: nucleus; cytoplasm; SCF ubiquitin ligase complex.